This is a messenger RNA of Peromyscus eremicus (cactus mouse), 1377 nucleotides long. RefSeq names its product protocadherin-3-like. The transcript has 3 exons. Gene Ontology annotation, molecular function: calcium ion binding. Gene Ontology annotation, cellular component: plasma membrane. Gene Ontology annotation, biological process: homophilic cell-cell adhesion. The record is from RefSeq and is a predicted model, not a curated record. Lineage: Eukaryota; Metazoa; Chordata; Mammalia; Rodentia; Cricetidae. The coding region runs from base 1 to 1377 and encodes 458 amino acids.
AUGGCAUAUUUGAAAGCCACUCAUGUAACAGGUAUAUCCAUUAUGCUUUCUUCCCUGACUCACAGUCAGGUUAGGCGCUUACCUCGGGCGUGGUGCGGUCACGGAAAAGAUCAGAGGAUCCAAGAUGAGACCAAGGCCAGAGCAGGCGGAUUCUGCGAGAUUUUUCCUGGGUCUCCACUGCCGCCUCAGACAAUGAAAUCAGCGUGUCCGAUCAUCAAUUCUCAUCAUGAUCGUGACGUCACAAAAGACAGCGGCCAAUGGGAGCCCGAGAUCAGCUCCGGACAGUCCCUGGCCUCAGCCCAGAACCCAAGAAACAGCCCUCUCAAUGCCUUAAGUGUAACGGUCUCUGCCAGGGAUUUGGAUGCUGGGAUGAAUGGGAAUGUAGCCUACUCUCUGUUUCAAGGUGGCGGAGUUUCUCAACCAUUUUUAGUCGAUGAGGUCACAGGAGAUAUUCGUCUGAGUGAUGAGUUGGAUUUUGAAGUAACUAACUACUAUAACAUAGAAAUCACAGCCACAGAUGGCGGUGGCUUUUCAGGGAAAUGCACUGUGUCUGUACAGGUGUUGGAUGUGAAUGACAACGCCCCAGAGCUGACUAUCAGAAAGCUCACAAUUCCUAUUCUAGAAAACUCCCCAGAGACUGUAGUUGCUGUUUUCAGUGUUUCUGAUUCAGAUUCCGGGGACAAUGGAAGGAUGGUGUGUGCUAUUCUGAAUGAUCUCCCGUUUCUCUUAAAACCCACUUUCACGAACUAUUACACUUUAAUGACAGAGGGGCCACUAGACAGAGAGAGCAGAGCUAAGUACAACAUCACCAUCACAGUCACUGACAUGGGCACACCCAGGCUCACAACACAGCAAACCAUAACAGUUCAGGUGUCCGAUGUCAACGACAACGCCCCCUUCUUCACACAAACCUCCUACACCCUGUUUGUCCAAGAGAACAACAGCUCCGCCCUGCACAUAGGCACCAUCAGCGCCACAGACUCAGACUCAGGCUCCAAUGCCCACAUCACCUACUCUCUGCUGCCCACCCACAACCCGCAGCUGGCCCUCUCCUCACUCAUCUCCAUCAACGCCGAAAAUGGGCAGCUGUUCGCGCUCAGGGCGCUAGACUAUGAGGACCUGCAAACCUUAGAGUUCCACGUGGGCGCCACAGACCAAGGAUCGCCUGCUCUCAGCAGCCAGGCACUGGUAAGAGUGCUGGUGCUGGAUGCCAACGACAAUACGCCCUUCUUGCUCUACCCGCUGCAGAACUCCUCUGCACCCUGCACAGAGCUGCUGCCCAGGGCGGCAGAGCCAGGCUACCUGGUCACCAAGGUGGUGGCAGUGGACCACGACGCUGGACAGAAUGCCUGGCUGUCAUUCCAUAUUUCUCUUUAG